AAUAACCACGACUUGUGACCACGAGGAAAGUUUUUUUUACAGCGAAAGUUUUUUACAGCAAAGAUGUCCAAUUCAAAAAGAAAUCUCGCAAUCCUUAGUGUCUCAAAUAAAAAAGGCUUGGUUGAAUUUGCAAAAAAGCUACAAAGCUUUGGAUUAGAAUUGAUUGCCUCUGGGGGUACAGCCAAAGCAAUAAGAAAUGGUGGUGUUACAGUUAAGGAUGUUUCUGAGCUAACUGGAGCUCCAGAAAUGCUUGGUGGCAGAGUAAAAACUUUACAUCCUGCAGUGCAUGCAGGCAUUCUUGCAAGGUUGAAUGAUGCUGACAAAGAGGAUAUGAAAAAACAAAACUUUCAAUAUAUCAGCGUGGUUGUAUGUAAUCUAUAUCCAUUUGAAGAAACCAUAUCAGAAGAUGGCGUAACAGUGCCUGAGGCAGUGGAACAAAUUGACAUUGGUGGUGUAACGCUGUUGAGAGCCGCUGCUAAGAAUCAUGCGAGAGUGACUGUGGUUUGUGACCCCUGUGAUUACGACAGAGUUGCAACGGAAAUGUCUUCCAAUCCAAAUGAUGGUGUUCAAGAAGAAACUAGGAAGAUGUUAGCAUUGAAGGCAUUUACCCACACGGCUGAAUACGACAAUGCUAUCUCAGAUUACUUCAGAAAAGAGUACAGUCUUGGAGUGUCGCACAUUCCACUCCGAUAUGGUAUGAAUCCUCACCAGACUCCCGCGCAGCUUUACACGACUGAUACACAGUUGCCUGUAAAAGUGGUCAAUGGGUCGCCCGGAUUCAUCAACCUCUGUGAUGCUUUUAAUUCGUGGCAGCUUGUUAAGGAAUUGAAAGAGGCUUUAGAUCUACCUGCUGCAGCAUCAUUUAAACAUGUCAGUCCAGCGGGAGCUGCCGUUGGUGUUCCUCUAAGCCACGAGCAAGCUAAACUCUGCAUGGUAGAUGAUCUUUAUGACGUUCUAACACCUGUGGCUACAGCUUAUGCUCGAGCACGAGGUGCAGAUCGCAUGUCGUCAUUUGGAGACUGGGUAGCAUUGUCCCAUGAAUGUGAUAAAACUACCGCUAGGAUAUUGUCGAGAGAGGUGUCAGAUGGAAUCAUUGCUCCUGGAUACAGUGACGAGGCUCUGGAGAUACUAAAGAAGAAAAAAGGAGGGAAAUAUUGCGUACUACAGAUCAAUCAAAAUUACGAACCCCCGUUAUCAGAGACACGGACCUUAUUUGGUCUUAAAAUGGAACAGCUCCGAAACAAUGGAAAAAUUGAGAAGAGUAUAUUUCAAAAUGUCAGGUCGAAACGAAAAGAGCUUCCUGAAGAAGCUCUACGUGAUUUAAUUGUUGCGACAGUGGCACUGAAAUACACCCAAUCAAAUUCUGUUUGUUAUGCUAAAGACGGACAGGUUGUUGGAAUUGGUGCUGGCCAACAAUCUCGUAUUCAUUGUACUCGAUUAGCUGGCGAUAAAGCAAAUAAUUGGUGGUUGCGACAACAUCCAAAAGUUCUUGGAAUGAAAUUUAAAGCGGGUGUCAAGAGAGCUGAAAAGUCUAAUAUUAUAGAUGUAUAUGUAAACGGAACAGUUGGUCAGGAUAUGAAACGUAGUGCAUGGGAAUCUAUGUUUGAUGAUCCUCCAUCAGAUUUAACAGCAGAGGAGAGGAAAGAAUGGCUGAAGACUUUGAAGGACGUGUCUCUGAGUUCUGAUGCGUUCUUUCCGUUUCGUGACAACAUAGACCGUGCUGCUCAGAGUGGCGUGGAAUACAUUGCCAGUCCCGCUGGAUCUGUUGCUGACGACGUCGUUGUUGAAGCUGCUAACGAACAUAAUAUUGUCAUGAUUCACACAAACCUACGCCUUUUUCAUCACUGAAACGGCGUUGGA
Dendronephthya gigantea is the source of this 1860-nucleotide messenger RNA. RefSeq names its product bifunctional purine biosynthesis protein PURH-like. Gene Ontology annotation, biological process: 'de novo' IMP biosynthetic process. Gene Ontology annotation, cellular component: cytosol. NCBI's taxonomy places the organism in Eukaryota, Metazoa, Cnidaria, Anthozoa, Malacalcyonacea, Nephtheidae. The transcript is spliced from 18 exons. The record is from RefSeq and is a predicted model, not a curated record. Gene Ontology annotation, molecular function: IMP cyclohydrolase activity; phosphoribosylaminoimidazolecarboxamide formyltransferase activity. The coding region runs from base 64 to 1848 and encodes 594 amino acids.